AUGAAGCAUGCAAUCAAGAGACGAUUCUUGAAGUUUACAGGCAUACUUGGAUUCAAAGGUGCACAGGUCAGCAACAAUGCACCGAAUGAUGAACCUGAGGAGGUUGGUCCGGCAAUACCAACAGAGCCAACGUUUACAGAACCAGUAGAGUUGGAACGUGAUGAACUAGAACAAAAGAUGAAUACUUUUAAGCAUUAUUUAGCAUCACUUGCUCCAUCAUCAUCAACUACCUCUGGGCUGGCUGAUAAUACAGACCUGUUGACAACACCUUUGGCACCACCAACUUCGCGUAACAUUGCAGCAUUAUCACUUUCACCAUCUGCAUCAUCGUCGACAAUAGACUUUAGCAAUGGUAGUCUCUAUCUACCCAAUGAGUUGAUGCACGCCAUCUUUUGCACCGUACUCUCAAACUCCAACAUGCUCAUUGACACUUCACAACAAAGACAACAUCAUCAACAUCUACAUCAACAUAAUCAACAACAACAAACAAAUGGAAGUGUAUUGGCAAAGGCAAUACCAAUAAUAAGUGGAUUGACAUGUGCAAGUAUAAGUUGCACACAAACAACAUCACCGGAGGAGUUGGUGCAACAUCUGUUUAUUCAGUUACCAGACUUGUCGGCACAGAAACAAAAGAAAUCGUCAAAGCAGAGGACUUCAGUGUAUAACAGUGGCGGUGGCGGUGGUGGCAGUAACUCGAGCAACAACCCAUUCAGUCCACUUGACCAGAUAUCAUCAUUCCGAUCAAACAUCAACAAUGUUGUUGGCAAUGUCGACUCGCCCUUGGCAUUGAGUCGCACAGAGUCAGCUUCGUCAUCGGUGCUCCAGCAACAGAUGCUUCAACAACAGCAACAGCAACAACAACAACAGAUCCAAGCUGCGACUCCCUAUCGCAUGGUGGACGUACUGAUUGUCGAUGACAUUGACAUUGCACCCAUGACAACAAGACACACUCUUCUUCAGAUGAUGGUCUAUCGAAAGGUUGCAUUCAAGGGCAACACAUUUGACACACCGCCCUCGCUUGUAGUCAUUGCUACAGCGUCCUCACUAUCCAGCCGUUCAUUCCUCAAUCAGAGCAUUGAACCUUUAUCACCACUGAUGCUUGAUUGCUUCUUUAUCAACAUCAGAUUAUAUGAACACUUGAGACUACCUCAAGUGACUGUACAGAGCGAUCCAUUAAUAUCAACCGCUGAAUCAAAGUAUAUACUUGCACCAAGCCGUAUCCAACAUCUAAGGCAACUAAUUUCCAAAGUACACAUUACACAUGAUAUUGAACAAUACAUUAGAACUAUUAUCGUAAACCUUCGUAACCAUCCACUCGUUACGUUUGGUCCUUCACCCAGGGCAACUCCAACACUGACUCUUGUUUCAAAGACUGUGGCGCUAUUGUCUGGACAAAAGUUUGUUACGCCAACUCAUGUGUUGACUGUAGCCACCAAGGUAUUGAACCAUCGUGUCUUCCUAUCAAACCCAUUCCCACUGGAUCAGAACCAGGGAGACAUGCCCAAUCAAAUGGACAUGGACACGAACAAUGUUGUCUCAACCUUUACACCGAUUCAAACAUCACCAUCCACAUCGCCCAGCAGAAUGACACCAUCGAUAAUGGUUCACGAAGCGCCGGGCAGGAACAACCCACUCAUGGAGACCUCUGCAUCGUUGCCCUGUGUCAAGACUCAUAAACGGUCGACAUCAAUCCUUUCACAAGCGACACAUCUUCCUCCACCACCAAUCUCCAUCACAGACAACAGAGAAGAGGACUCAUCCCAACCCAUAACAAAUAGCGGCAGCAAUUCACUUGCCAAGUCCAACAACAACAACAACAAUAACCAGGCUGAUCAACAGGGAUCGAUGGCGACUGGAGCAUCAACUAACAACGAAAUAGACUCAUUCACAGUCAUCAAGAUCAUCCUGGAGAACCUUUCCCCGCCCAUAUAA
This is a messenger RNA of Acytostelium subglobosum LB1, 1932 nucleotides long. RefSeq lists its product as hypothetical. The record is from RefSeq and is a predicted model, not a curated record. Lineage: Eukaryota; Evosea; Eumycetozoa; Acytosteliales; Acytosteliaceae. The transcript is spliced from 5 exons. The coding region runs from base 1 to 1932 and encodes 643 amino acids.